GCUCGCUGGAGUUUGCCUGCGCGCUGGGCCUCUCCGGCCCCGAGCCCCGGGCUCCACCGAUCACCGACGGCAGCUCGAUCCGGAGAGUAUGGUGCCAGCGCCCGGGUUAAUCUAGCCCUCGGCUCGCUCCUGUUUUCCUCCUCUCCCUCGUCUCCCUCCUGUGGGUGCUGCCUCCGGGUUCCCGGCGUGUGGGAGUACAACUCUCUGCCUCUCCAAGGAGACUGGUUUGUGACCACCCAACAGAACUUGCCCAUUGAAAGCAAACCCGGAACAGCUGGAUAAUGUCCACUCCGAGCAGAUUCAAAAAGGACAAAGAGAUCAUAGCCGAGUAUGAAAGUCAAGUCAAAGAAAUCCGAGCUCAGCUGGUAGAACAGCAGAAAUGCCUGGAGCAGCAAACGGAGAUGCGAGCUCAGCUGCUCCAGGACCUGCAAGAUUUCUUCCGGAAAAAAGCCGAAAUUGAGACGGAAUAUUCUCGGAACCUAGAGAAGUUAGCAGAAAGGUUCAUGGCCAAAACAAGGAGCACUAAGGAUCAUCAACAGUACAAGAAAGACCAGAACUUGUUGUCUCCAGUGAACUGCUGGUAUUUGCUCCUGAACCAAGUGAGGAGAGAAAGCAAAGACCAUGCGACCUUGAGCGACAUCUAUCUGAACAACGUGAUUAUGCGGUUCAUGCAGAUAAGCGAGGAUUGCACCAGGAUGUUUAAGAAGAGCAAAGAGAUUGCAUUCCAACUUCAUGAGGAUUUAAUGAAGGUUCUUAAUGAGCUUUAUACGGUGAUGAAAACGUACCAUAUGUAUCAUGCAGAGAGCAUCAGUGCAGAAAGCAAGCUGAAAGAGGCUGAGAAACAAGAAGAAAAGCAAAUUGGAAGAUCUGGUGAUCCAGUCUUUCAUAUCAGACUAGAAGAGAGACAUCAGCGGCGGAGCUCUGUAAAGAAAAUUGAAAAAAUGAAAGAAAAGAGACAAGCAAAGUAUUCGGAAAAUAAGCUCAAGUCAAUUAAGGCACGGAAUGAAUAUCUCCUAACCCUUGAAGCAACCAAUGCCUCAGUUUUCAAGUAUUAUAUUCAUGAUCUUUCAGAUUUAAUUGAUUGCUGUGAUCUUGGCUACCAUGCAAGUCUGAACAGAGCCCUAAGAACAUACCUGUCUGCAGAGUAUAACCUUGAAACCUCCAGACACGAAGGCUUAGACAUCAUUGAGAACGCCGUUGACAACUUAGAGCCCAGGAGUGAUAAGCAGAGAUUCAUGGAGAUGUACCCAGCUGCGUUCUGUCCACCAAUGAAGUUUGAGUUUCAGUCUCACAUGGGUGAUGAGGUGUGUCAGGUCAGCGCUCAGCAACCAGUCCAGGCGGAGCUCAUGCUCAGGUACCAGCAGCUGCAGUCCCGACUGGCCACGCUCAAGAUCGAGAACGAGGAGGUUAAGAAAACGACGGAGGCCACCUUGCAGACAAUACAAGACAUGGUCACCAUCGAGGACUAUGAUGUGUCUGAAUGCUUCCAGCACAGUCGCUCCACGGAGUCUGUGAAGUCUACUGUCUCGGAAACCUACCUGAGCAAGCCCAGCAUUGCCAAGAGAAGGGCAAACCAGCAGGAGACGGAGCAGUUCUACUUCAUGAAACUCCGAGAAUAUUUGGAAGGUAGUAAUCUCAUCACAAAACUUCAAGCCAAACAUGACUUGUUGCAGAGGACCCUUGGAGAAGGUCAUAGAGCUGAAUAUAUGACUACAAGGCCUCCAAAUGUUCCCCCUAAACCCCAGAAACACAGGAAGUCCAGACCCCGCUCCCAGUAUAAUGCUAAGUUGUUUAAUGGGGAUUUGGAAACAUUCGUCAAGGACUCAGGCCAGAUUAUCCCCCUCAUUGUGGAAAGCUGUAUUCGGUUCAUCAAUCUCUAUGGUCUUCAGCAUCAGGGGAUUUUCAGAGUGUCUGGUUCCCAGGUGGAAGUCAAUGAUAUUAAAAAUUCAUUUGAGAGAGGUGAAAACCCUUUGGCUGAUGACCAGAGUAACCAUGAUAUUAACUCAGUUGCUGGCGUUCUGAAGCUCUAUUUCCGUGGGCUGGAAAAUCCCCUCUUUCCUAAGGAAAGAUUUAAUGAUCUGAUUUCUUGUAUCAGAAUAGAUCAUCUCUAUGAGAGGGCGCUUCACAUCCGCAAACUCCUCCUGACCUUGCCCAGGUCGGUCCUUAUAGUGAUGAGGUACCUCUUUGCCUUCCUCAAUCAUCUUUCACAGUACAGUGAUGAGAACAUGAUGGACCCUUAUAACCUGGCCAUUUGCUUUGGCCCAACAUUGAUGCCCGUCCCAGAAAUACAGGAUCAGGUGUCUUGCCAGGCUCAUGUGAAUGAAAUUGUCAAAACCAUCAUCAUCCACCAUGAGACUAUUUUCCCAGAUGCUAAAGAGCUGGACGGCCCUGUUUAUGAGAAAUGUAUGGCUGGAGAUGACUACUGCGACAGCCCAUACAGUGAGCACGGUACAUUGGAGGAAGUGGAUCAGGACGCUGGUACAGAGCCCCACACCAGUGAGGACGAAUGUGAGCCAAUAGAAGCAAUCGCCAAGUUUGACUAUGUGGGGCGAUCUGCCAGAGAACUGUCCUUCAAGAAGGGAGCCUCCCUGCUGCUGUAUCACCGCGCGUCCGAGGACUGGUGGGAAGGAAGGCACAACGGGGUUGACGGGCUGGUGCCUCACCAGUACAUAGUGGUGCAGGAUCUGGAUGAUGCAUUUUCAGACACCCUGAGCCAGAAAGCCGACAGCGAGGCCAGCAGUGGGCCAGUCGCUGAAGACAAGUCUUCAUCCAAGGACAUGAACUCCCCAACAGACCGGCAUCCUGAUGGCUAUUUAGCCAGACAAAGAAAGAGAGGAGAGCCACCCCCUCCAGUAAGGCGUCCUGGCAGGACCAGUGAUGGCCAUUGCCCUCUCCACCCCCCGAAUGCUCUUUCCAACUCCUCAGUUGACCUGGGGUCCCCAAGCCUGGCCAGUCACCCCCGGGGCCUGCUCCAGAGCCGUGGCCUCAACAAUGACAGUCCUGAGAGGAGGCGCCGGCCGGGCCACGGCAGCCUGACCAACAUCAGCCGGCAUGACUCCCUUAAGAAGAUUGACAGCCCUCCCAUUAGAAGGUCCACGUCAUCAGGGCAAUACACAGGCUUCAAUGACCACAAGCCACUGGACCCAGAGACAAUCGCUCAGGAUAUUGAAGAGACGAUGAACACUGCUUUGAAUGAACUCCGAGAGCUGGAGAGGCAGAGUACAGCUAAGCACGCCCCCGACGUGGUGCUGGAUACCUUAGAACAAGUGAAAAACUCUCCCACCCCAGCCACCUCCACCGAAUCUCUCAGCCCUUUGCACAACGUUGCCCUCAGGAGCUCGGAGCCGCAGAUUCGCCGGAGCACUAGCUCCUCCAGCGACACCAUGAGUACUUUCAAGCCUAUGGUGGCGCCCCGAAUGGGCGUGCAGCUGAAGCCCCCAGCACUUCGGCCAAAACCUGCUGUUCUUCCAAAAACAAACCCCACCAUAGGACCUGCCCCGCCUUCCCAGGGUCCGACAGACAAGUCUUGCACAAUGUGAAAACCAGCUGAGCAAGGUCGUUCGGGAAGAUGAUUAAAAAAAGAAAACGGAUUAGUGACGAAAGUCAACAAUCCAUAACUUUCCUUAGUUUUGUGCUUAUAACUGGAGAUUUUUUGGCUUUUCUAUGUUCUCGAAUGUAAUGUCUGCGACUAGCUAAAUUAACAUGGGCAUUUGUAUUUUGUAAUUUCUUUCUUUUUUUUUAAAUAACUGGACAUACGUUGUUUUAAAGACAAUAGAAACACUUAGACUUACUUGAAAAUCCAAUGCUGCACCAUUUGUAAUGAAGGCAACACCACUCUGCUCUCCACGUUGUACAGUACUUCAGGUCUAGGGUAGCCCAGGUGAGUCAGAAAUGUCUGGCCCCAAAGGCCUGAGAAUCUGAGCUCGAGGCCUUGGAGUAUAACCAGUGUUGGGCUGUGGCACUUGGGGUCAUGGCUGAAGGGCGGUAACGGCAUUGUUUGGUAGCUGACUGUGAGCACCUCUGAUUCCAUGCUGUGGGGCAGGGGCCAGUUCAUGCUAAAGACUUGCCAUUGUCACAGUGGGAUCUUCCCAGUGUUACUUGCAGCCCAGCACCUGAAUGAGUAGGAUGAUUGCCUCUUUCAUAACAGUCGUUUCCCUGGGUCCAGGUUAAAGACUCAGUGGAAGGGGGUAGAACCUCUGCAGUUAUUGCUUGAACCAAACCUGGGAAAGGAGAGAGAGACAGUCCUCCAAGCUAUUGAUGUGACUCCUUCCACGAGCCUGGUCAGGCCCCAGAGGAUUUCCAAGUACAUCCCCUGCAUUCACAAAGGACUAGAACAGUCUAAUUUUAAAGACUUUCUGGUUAUACUGCUCCACAAACUCCUUCAGAGAUCUGUUGUUUAAUAACUGACUAGAAAAUACUUCUAGCUCCUCUAAAAUUCCCAUGUUCUCCUCUGGAAAUGGAGAAAGCAAGCAGCACACAAGUCCUUGGUUCCUUUAAACAUGCUACAGAGGCCUGAUGAUCCUAAAUUGAAUCCUCAGCUCUCCUCUACGUUUGUCUCUUUUAGCCAACCCAGAACUGGCUGUGGUACUGGCCGUAGCGGGGAGGAUUACCUCAUGGUUACAGGAUGGUUUCCUCCCAAUUUUGCACCCGGGGACCAUGACUUUUCUUUAUUUCAGAUGGUCUCUACGUAACUCACAUCGUCAGCUGAACUCCUUUAGGGACCCUCUUUCUCUGACAUCCUAGGACGUAAACAAUUUUGCUUUAGCCCAUAUUUGUGCUAUAUUUUCCCUCUAAAAAAGGUUGCUUUGAAUUCAGUUGUUUUUACUAAGGUACAAAUCACCACUCUCUUAGCAGCAGCGGCUUAUAUCAUCUGUAAAUCUAUGAGCAUUUUAAUACUCCAUCAUUGAACUUACUGAUGAAGACACUUUUUUUUAGGAAAAUUGGGUGGCCAAAACUAACCACUCUGGACCACCAUUGAUUUCCUCCUAGGUUUGGUUUCAAACUGGCAGCCAAUUGCAUGCCAACCUGAGUUACACAGUGUGGACUCAGCCCAUUGGGGAAUGCAUCCUGCAGGAAAGAAUGAAGAUCUGUCCUAAAGUCAAGAUCAUUACUUUGAUCUCUACCUCAGUUUGCCAGUCCAAUCAUUCUAAUGCAGAGAGAGAUUAAUUAAUGAGAUAUUGU
Messenger RNA from Ceratotherium simum simum (southern white rhinoceros), 5181 nucleotides. RefSeq names its product SLIT-ROBO Rho GTPase activating protein 1 (gene SRGAP1). The record is from RefSeq and is a predicted model, not a curated record. NCBI's taxonomy places the organism in Eukaryota, Metazoa, Chordata, Mammalia, Perissodactyla, Rhinocerotidae. Gene Ontology annotation, biological process: signal transduction. Gene Ontology annotation, molecular function: protein binding; GTPase activator activity.